AGUGCAGAACUGUUAAAACUUCAGUCACACAGCUGCUAUAAAUAGGUGGCGUUUUAUUGGAAAUCAGUAAUUAUCGUCCCUUCUUUUUCCACAUUGAUUGACUAAAACAAAUCGCGAUUAAUUGCAACGCUCCGCUAUUAUGACUUUCAUUCAUUCCGCAAAUAUUCAAAUGCAAAUCAGCCUGUGAAUCAUCCAGACUGAGCUGCACCAUAAAUACACACGCUGACCGUCCAGUUCUCCUCGCAGGGCCCCGCGGAGGUGAUCCUGCUGCAGCGCGGGGUGGGGGAGACCAGGAGAAAAGAAAAGUUCUGAUUCCUCUGGAGGACAAGAGAUUUGACUCGUAUGAUGUCUGUGGUGGGCUCUCAGCCUUUCAUCAAGCCAAUGCAGACUUCACCUUCAGUUUCGCCCGGUAUCCAGCGCAGACACACGCUCCCAGCAAGCGAGGUGCGGCCGCUUAACACGCAGGAUGCGAUCAGCGUGUUUGAAAUCGAGAGGGAGGCUUUUAUCUCAGUGUCAGGGGAGUGCCCCCUUCACCUGGAUGAAGUGCGUCAUUUCCUCACGUUGUGUCCGGAGUUCUCCAUGGGCUGGUUCGAAGAGGGCCGGCUGGUGGCGUUCAUCAUCGGGUCUCUGUGGGACCAGGACAGGCUCACCUCAGAUGCGCUGACCCUGCACAAGCCCCGCGGCUCCACCGUCCACAUCCACGUCCUGGCGGUCCACCGCACCUUCAGGCAGCAGGGAAAAGGUCCCAUUUUGAUGUGGCGCUAUCUGCAGUACCUGCGCUGCCUGCCCAACGUGCGUCGAGCUGCGCUGAUGUGCGAGGACUUCCUCAUCCCCUUCUACCGCAAGUCAGGCUUCAAGGUUCUGGGCCGCUGUGCCAUCACUGUGGCCAACCUCACCUUCACUGAGAUUUGGUACCCGAUCAGCGGCCAUGCAUACAUGCGCCGCAACAGCGAGGCGAUCCGCUUCCCCCAGCAUCCCCUGACUCUGCCGCUCACAAAGACUGAUGAGCAAGUCGAUGUAUGACUUUGUUCUCUUUUCUUGUUUCUUUUAUUUAUUUAUUUUUUUACUGAAAUCAGGCACUUGCACACAGAGCCGUUUCAAGAUUGUAUGAGGCCCUGAGCCGAAUUUUAUUUGGGGGCCGACUCCUUCUCUAGUAAAAAUGUGUAACAAAGUUAAAUUACGAUAGAUUAUGUUAAUCCCUGAGAAAAAUCAAUACUUUUCCUUUCAGUGUAGCUCUGUACAUUACAUUAAAGGAAAUCACGGUGAGAUUUCUGUUUAUCCUCUGAAUUAUAAUUUUUUUUUUAAAUCCUACCUUCCGGCAAGGAAAGGAUUUUAUCACCUAAUUCAAAAUGUUAACACACACCUUUAACCUAAGAGGGAAUAGUUGGAAAGAGUGAUGCAUUGCCAGCACCAGACAGCA
This is a messenger RNA of Girardinichthys multiradiatus, 1420 nucleotides long. RefSeq names its product serotonin N-acetyltransferase-like. The record is from RefSeq and is a predicted model, not a curated record. The transcript is spliced from 3 exons. The coding region runs from base 343 to 1023 and encodes 226 amino acids. Gene Ontology annotation, biological process: response to light stimulus; circadian rhythm. NCBI's taxonomy places the organism in Eukaryota, Metazoa, Chordata, Actinopteri, Cyprinodontiformes, Goodeidae. Gene Ontology annotation, cellular component: cytoplasm. Gene Ontology annotation, molecular function: aralkylamine N-acetyltransferase activity.